AUGGUGAGUCAUUCGUCCGCUUCCGUCAACUCGACGUACUUGCGUCGAGCGAAAAUUCUCGCCAGCAAUGGCCACAUCAUAUUUGAGUCGGCCAAGGACAGGAACAUCACCUUCCACAUGAAGGGCAGCGGGCACUUGAACAUCGGAGGUCUUAGCGUGGAGUACGUGUUGCGCGCGCUGUCGAAGCUGAUGAUCGAUGGACGGUCCACCGACGGCCAGGCACAGUUCCUAGCGCCCGGCAGUAGCAUCGCGGAGCAGGUCCAAAUGCUGACCACGUACGUCGGGGGCCCUUUCGGACUGAUCAAGCGCAUGGAAAUGCUGGAACAGGAAUCUUCGACGCGCAACGCCACCCAAAUGCACCCUCGCAUCGGAGCCCUCUCGCGGCGUAUCAAGGCGGUGGAAACGAAGCUGGAGGCACUGCAGAGCAGCCUGCGGACCGAUCACUGCCGGAGUGGACCGUGCCAGAAUGGGGGCACCUGCCUCAGCCUGUACGAUUCCUUCGUUUGCCUGUGCCCGAGCAACUGGGAAGGGCAAACGUGUACGACGGACGUGAACGAGUGUGCCCAGUUCGCCGGAACCGACCUGGGGUGCCAGAAUGGAGCGACCUGCCACAAUCAGCACGGUGGCUACUCGUGUAUCUGCGCCGACGGCUGGAGGGGCAUUCACUGCAACAGCCGGACCCAGGACUGCGCCACGGCGGGCGUUGAGCUGUGCGGCCACGGGACUUGCGUACAGUCGAAAGAUGGCUAUCGGUGCAUCUGCAACCAGGGCUGGAAGACGAACGGUGUUACGCCGGCCUGUGCCGUGGAUGUGGAUGAGUGCAGCGAGUCGAAGCCCCACUGCUCGAAGGAUCCGGAAGUCAGUUGCAUCAACCUGCCCGGCAGUUUCGUGUGUGGCGCAUGCCCUGCUGGCUACACGGGAAACGGAUUCUACUGCGUGGACAUUAACGAGUGUGAAACGAACAACGGCGGCUGCAGCACUGCACCGUCUGUUCCGUGCAUCAACACCCGGGGAUCAUAUCGGUGCGGUAGCUGCCCGGCGGGUUACGCCGGUGACGGAAGGACAUGCCUCGCACAAGGUUCGCGGUGUACUCCGGGGCUUUGUCAUCCGAUGGCGCGGUGCGUUGACUAUGGCAGUGCCGUACCGAAUUGUGUCUGCCUGCCGGGAUACACUGGGUCCGGAUUUGGACUGUCCGGAUGUUACCGUUCAACAGCGAACCCGUGCGCCAGUGGCCCUUGCAGGAAUGGUGGUACCUGUGUGAAAACGGAUGCCCAAAACUAUAGCUGCAUCUGUCCACCGGGCACAAAGCCCCCGUACUGUAUGCGAACCACAUCGCCGUGUGAAUCCAAUCCGUGCCUGAACGGUGGAACCUGUGCGCCGUUUAUCAAUCGGUUCGUUUGUAGCUGCCCCGCUGGCUAUACAGGGCCCCGGUGUCAAAUCGUGAGCCGCACGUGUGGCGGAGUCCGAUAUGCGUUGAGCGGUACCCUCCGUUAUCCGGAAACGAACGGGACCUACAGUCACAAUGCGCGCUGUGCGUGGUUGCUCAAAACCAACGAGACCCAGGUGCUGAAUGUCACCUUUACGCAGUUUAACCUCGAAAAUCCCGUCAGCAACGGGGAGUGCAAGUACGAUUGGCUACAGAUUCACGACGGGCGCACGUCGGCCGCCCAGAUCAUCGGGAGGUUCUGCGGCAACCAGUUACCGCACGGCGGCCAGCUGCUGUCCACGCACAACAUGCUGUACCUGUGGUUCCGCUCCGACAACUCGACCGCGCGCGAUGGGUUCGAGCUGAGCUGGGAAAGCAUCGAUCCGGUGUGCGGUGGUACCCUAUCGGUGACCAGCCACGGAAUCAUCUCGUCGCCCGGCAUACCCGGCCACUACCCACCGAAUCGGGACUGCAAGUGGUACCUGACGGCACCGCCCGGGCGCCGGCUCCAGUUCAAUUUCUUCGCGAUGAAUAUCGAAGCUCACGAGAACUGUAACUACGACUUCGUGCAGAUCACGGACGGGGUGCGCGAGGAAGGGGCCCUGCUGGCGAAGUACUGCAACUCGUCGCGCCCGGCACCGCUGACGACACCGGGCAACGAGGCCACCGUGUACUUCCAUAGCGACGAGGACGGUAACGACUCCGGGUUCCUGAUAAGCUACGUCAGCGUCGAGGGGAUACCGGGGUGCGGUGGCACGUACACGCAGCGUGACGGUACGAUCAGUUCACCGCUCUCCGCGACGGACCCGAGCGUGUACCCGAACAAUCUAAACUGUGAAUAUCUCAUCAAACUGCCGGUGGGCAGCCGGGUGGACAUCACCUUCACCAAGUUCCACCUCGAGCAGAGCGAGUCGUGCAAAUUCGACUACUUGGAGAUAUUCGACGGGAGCACCACAAACGAUCCGUCGCUCGGGAAGUUCUGCGGCGACCGGAUACCGCCUGGCUACACGUCGACGGGCAACACGCUGCUGCUCCAGUUCCACACCGACUGGUCGGCCCCUAAUCCGGGCUUCAGGGUGAACUACCGGGUCAAGUGCGGUGGCACGUUUACCGAACCCGGCACGGAACUAGUGUCCCCAUCCUACCCGAUGAUGUAUGCGGCCAACCAGCAGUGCGAUUAUGUGGUGCACGCACCGCUUGGGAAGGCCAUCGCGUUCGACUUUACCGAUUUCGACAUCGAAAGGAACAGCUACCCUCAGUGCGAGCUGGAUUACGUCGAGCUGUACGAUGGACUGCUGCCGACGAACGAAACGCUGCUUGGCCGUUACUGUAGCACCAAGAGCCCGCCGAGGGUGCUCUCGACCAAGAACGUCCUGCUGCUGCGCUUCGUCUCCGAUGGAUCGGUCGGAGGCCGCGGAUUUCGGGGGAAUUUUUCGUUCUUCGACGUCAGCUGCGGUGGGGUCCUUACGCGGGAGGAUAUCAUCAUUCGGUCGCCCAUGAUCGCCGAAACGGGCAACUACCAGCACGAAGCGCGCUGCGAGUGGAUUAUCGUGGCGCCUGCCGGCCACGUCGUACAACUCACGUGGAAUAGCUUCGACAUCGAGCAGAGCGGUGCCUGCGUGUACGACUACGUCGAGGUAUUUGACAACUCGACGCUCGCCAGCAGCCUCGUCGGGCGCUACUGUGGGUCGCAGAAACCGCCGGCCGUCACCAGUACCGGCACGAUGAUCACCAUACGCUUCGUCACCGAUACGUCCCGAUCGAACGAAGGUUUCGCUCUCGCCUUCACGUUUAUCGACGUGGAAAAAUCUUGCGGGGGCAACUACUUUGCAACGAGCGGUAUCAUCCGUUCGCCCGGGUGGCCCAAGAACUACAUGUCCAACAAGGCGUGCGAGUGGACCAUCACGGUGCCGAUGGGCCUGCAGAUACAGCUGCUGGUGCGCUCGUUCACGAUGGAGAAGCACCGAACGUGCCGCUUCGACGGGCUAACGCUACGGAAUGGCGGCACGGAGAAUGCGCCCCUGAUCGGCACCUACUGUGGGGAGGACAACUUCAACGGUACGAUCUCGUUCGGCCACCAGCUGUACCUGCGGUUCUACUCGGACAGUUCACGCAACUACCAGGGCUUCAUGAUCGAGUGGGACGCCGCCACGAUCGGGUGCGGAGGGGUGCUGACGUCCCCACGGGGUUCCAUCAUUUCGCCCAACUAUCCCCUGCCGUACGGGCAGAACGCGCGCUGCGUGUGGCGCAUCUCGGCCAGCGAGGGCUCAGCCAUCCACAUUGUGUUCACCGAUUUGGAUUUGGAGAGCCACAAGAGCUGCCAGUACGACUAUGUGGACAUCUACGAUGGGUACGAUAUGAGCGGCCAGCAGAUGGGCCGCUUCUGUACGGCCGAAACGGAUCCGCUGGUGUUGGACACGCUCACGAACCACGCGCUCAUUCGGAUGCGAUCGGACGACACCAACCAGGGCCGAGGCUUUCAGAUCAAGUACAACGUCAUAUGUCGGCGCAACAUUACCGUCGGGUACGGUGGGGUUAUCGAGUCCCCGAACUUCCCCAAUCCGUACCUACCGUCGAUGGACUGCCAGUGGACGGUGACGGUGCCGCGCGGAAAUCGAAUCGUGCUGGAGUUCUCGCACUUCGAUCUGGAAUCGAUCCAGCAGGGCACGGUUACUAACUCGAGCCAACGCUGCCCCUUCGACUACCUGGAACUGCGCGAGAUGGGUGCAGGAGAUCUGCCCGUGACGCGGCGGUACUGCGCAUCGAAACCACCGUCGAUCACCAGCCAGAGCAACACGAUCGAUGUGAUCUUCCACACGGACAACAGUGGCGAACAGAAUGGGUUCCGCUUGGAGUGGGCCAUCAGUGGUUGCGGUGGACAGUUGAGUAAACCGUAUGGUUACUUCUCAACACCGAACUAUCCGCAACCGUACCCGAAGGAAACCGAGUGCCACUGGCUGAUCGUGACGGACCCGGGCAAGCUGAUCGAGGUGACGGUGGACGAUUUCCACAUGGAAACCAACGACAACUGCCGGUUCGAUGGGCUGAUGCUGUCGAACGUUGUUCAACCCAACCGCGUGCAGAACAACAGCCUCAUCACCGCCAUCUGCCACGAGCAGCAGGAACCGAUCCGGAUCGUGAGCUCCACCCAUCAGCUGGCUGCCAAGUUUUACAGUGACAGCUCCUUCUCAUACAAAGGGUUCCGUGCCACGUACCGAGCGGUCAAUGCGGCCUGCGGUGGCCGGAUCACGCUCCACCAAGGCUACAUCAGCUCGCCCAACUACCCGUCUAACUAUCCGACCAACGCGUCCUGCGAAUGGCUCAUCAAAACCGACGCUUCGCACACGCUGCUCCUGACGAUCAAUGAUUUGGCCAUCGAACGAUCGCCAAACUGUACGAACGACGCUCUGCAGGUUUACGACGGUAGUGUCCGGGCGGCCGAUAAGCUGCUGCUGGUGGUUUGCGGUACGGAAGCGAACACUACGACCGUCACGAGCACCGCACACGAGAUGCUGCUAACGUUCACCUCCAACGAGAUGUACGAAGCGAAGGGUUUCCGGGUCAGCUUCGCCACGAGCUGUGGUUCGCGGAUCGUGGUGAAACAGCCAGGCAACAUUCUGCUCAACAAAGCACACAAAAUUUCAUCCGAGAACUGUACGUGGACACUGGUGGCACCGGAGGAAUCACAGCACGUCACGCUGACCAUCGCCCACAUGACCCUGAUGGAUGCGGAUGAGUACUGCUACGCGACGUUGAAAGUCUACGACGGCGACACCAGCGACGGACCCGUUCGAUUCGAAGCCUGCGGUCACAAGAUUCCGCCAGCAAUCGUGAGCCGCGGUAACGCACUGACGGUCACGAUCAGCUCGAUAGACAUUUAUCUGUCCAGGAUCGACAAUCUGUUCGUGGAUAUCACCUACACCACGCUGGACAAUGCUUGCGGUGGCCGUUUGGGAUCGCUCAUGGGUGAGUUCGCAUCGCCCAACUACCCGGACUCGUACCCGACCGGCGUGGAGUGUAUCUGGGAGGUGGUGGCCUCGGCUGGGAACAAGAUAUCGCUCUACAUCAAAGAGCUGGACAUUGAGUCGUCCGACGACUGCAACGGGGACUACCUGGAGAUCCGGGAGCGUAAUUCGGCCGGCAAGCUGCUGGGGGAUUUCUGUGGCACCGCCGUUCCGACGAACCUGACGGCCGCCAGCAGCCUGUGGAUCAAGUUCCGCUCGACCGAUACCGGCGUGGCGAAGGGAUUUUUGGCCGAGUAUUCGUACGACUCUUUGAGUGAGAUGUCCGGAACGAGUGGCACCAUAACGUCACCCCUGUACCCGCGCAGCUACUCCCGGUCGGAGAGUAUCGGUUGGCGUGUGACGGUGGACAUGGGGUCCGUGGUAGCGAUCAGCUUCAACAGGUUCGCGGUCGAUCGGGCAAGCGAUACCGUGAGCAUGUGCGAUGGAUCACUGACGAUCUACGACGGUUAUGAUGAUGCCGCGACGGUGCUGCUUUCAUCCUGCGGCUACGUAAAACCGGACCCACUGACAUCGACCUCGAACGUGGUCUACAUCGUUCUCGACCACUCGGACGUGAUGGAAUCGUCCACGUUUUCCCUCAACUGGCAGCAGAAGGUGGCGACCAGUGCCGAGGUGUACCCGACGGGCGACGAACUGUUCUGCGAUGGGCACUCGGUCAUAGCGCUCAACGAUACCGAUACGGUGUACAAUGUGUCAUCGCCUGGCUACCCGUACGGCUACAAAUCCGGCCUGAACUGUAGCUGGAUCUUCCAAUCGACCAUUGCGACGUACCACCCGUUCCUGUCGUUCGAUUUCGUCGAUCUCGAAGAAACGAGCGAGUGUUUGGCGGACUACGUAGAAGUGUCCAGCUCGAGUGACCUGGCGACGUGGAAACUGCUCGGGAAAAUCUGUACCUACGGUUACCGGGUGCCGCGCAACUUCCACGGAGCGCCCCAUCUGCGGCUCGAGUUUCGCACGGAUUACUACCUCAACCGGACCGGGUUCACUGGCACAGUGCAACUUAAAUGUGGUGGGUUCUUGACCGAUCCGAAUGGAAUCAUCACACAGCCGCAGGCCAGCGUGAAGGUGGGUCCAUCGAUCGAUCUGCUGGAUGUGUGCAGCUGGAACAUUAGUGUCCGGGCGGGACGCCAGAUAGAGUUCGAGUUUCAGCAGAUCAACAUCAGCGGGCCGGCGGGUCAGAAUGCGCGCGAAGGAUUGGUGGCGAUCAUGAACGGGAUCGACGAGUACGCACCGAUGAUUGCCAUGUACAGUGGGACUGACAUUCCCUCAAACAUUCGGACCGCCAGCAACCGGGCGCUUGUGCGUUUCCUGCCGAGCAUCGGUGGGGUCAGUUCGUUCCGCCUGUUGUACCGUGAAGUUGGCGUCGAGUGUGGUGGUAGCACCGUCCUCAACAGUCAGUACAACACCACGGUCAUCAAAACCCCGAACUAUCCGUCGUUGCCUCCACUGCACAGCGAGUGCGUGUGGACCGUAAUGGCCCCGGCCGGAGAGCUACUGCAUCUGGAGUUUAUCGAUCGUGUUUACUUUAACCGGUUGCUCAGCUGCAACCUGGAAUACGUGCAAGUGCGCGAAGGGCUCACGUCGGCCGCACGGGAACUGCUGCACUCGUGCAGUGGGGAUCUAACGCGUCCCCUAGUGACCACUACGAAUGCGUUGCUGGUGAAGUACUUCAACGAUCGGUCCGACCCGAGCAACGGGUUCCGGGUGCGCGUGUCGCUGACCAAGUGUGGCGGAUCCGUGCGCGGUGCCCGCGGAACGUUGAUGUCCAAGAACUAUCCCCUUCCCGGGGGCUACCCGACUCCGGCGGUGUGUGAGUAUCGCAUCCUGGAAACGGCUCACGGCUCACUCAGCCUAACGUUCGAAGAUCUGAACCUGCCGGUCAGUGAGAACUGUAGCGCGAACGAUAACGUGCGGCUGUACGCCGUGGCACCGGGCGCGAACGAAACGCGCAUCGAUCUGGGUGCGUUCUGUGGCUCGAUACCGCCACCGACGAUCAGCAGCCCGAUCCCGAACGUGCUGAUUGUGUUCACUACGUUUCGGCCGAACACGGUUUACCGUGGCUUCAAGUUGAACUAUGCGCUCAACUAUAGCCGCUGCAGCGGACCGAUCAGAGCGGACUCCGGCGAAAUCACCAACCCGGGAUACGGGUCCGAGGUGACCCCGUUUGCGUUCUGCGAGUGGCUCAUCACGGUCCCGGAGGGCAGACGGGUGAAGGUCGAAUUCGAGGAUCUCGACCUGGAAUCAAACAUACAGUUGAUUGGUUGGUACCAGCGGCUUUCGUUCUACGAUGGCCACACCUACAGCGCCCGCAUCAAGAUGAUCGCAUCAAACACCGACCCGGGGCCCUUGUACUCCAGCGGGAACCGGAUGUUGAUACAGUACCUGUCGAAGGUGUCAACCGGACGGAGAGGUUUCAAGCUGCGGUUCUCCAGCAACGAACCGACGCUCUGCGACGGCGAUCUGAAUGCUGCCGAGGGCACGAUCGAAACACCGGUCAACGUGAGCACGAUGGUGUGCGCGUACAAACGGACCGACCCACUGUCGCUGGAUCCGGCCCAACCGGACACGGGCACGCUGGCGAUGAACUUCCGCGAAAUCUUUGCCGGACCGUUCGAACGGAUGUGCAUCGAGGUGGCCGCCAGCGCCGGCGUAAUGGGCGCCCAGCAGACCGUUAAGCGGUUCUGCAGCAACAGCACCUCGUCGCAGAUGCUACUGUCGCCGUUCGCGAACACCGUCAUCAAUGUGGUACGGAACUCGUACCUUAGCCAGGUGUCGUUUAAGAUGGAUUACCGCGUGCACCAGUGCGGGGGACGGUUCGGUCCGUCAACGGUCAACAUUAGUCGACCACGGGGCGCGUUCGGUGGUGGCGAUCAGCUGCAUUGCGCCUGGUUCGUGUCCUAUCCCGACCAAACACUGAUCGACGUCAGUGUGGCUAGCUUCCGGUUGGAGCUGCCCUGCGACCAAGAGUAUCUGCUCGUCUACAAUGGCCCGUCACCGGCGAACCCACUGAUCGGGCGCUACUGUAAGGACGCACCGGCCAUCGGGUCGUUUGCUACGCACAAACACUUGCUGUUUGUGGAGUAUCACACGGCGCUGUACAACGCGAGCGGCGACUUCGAGCUGCGGUUGGCACCGAAAACGUACGGCUGCGGUGGUACGAUCCACCCGGGCACACCGAUCGUCUCCGUGCCGGUAACGAACGGGAAGUACCUGCCGAACCAGGAGUGCGUUUGGGUGCUGCGUGCGAGCGAGGGUCAGCACGUGGGCGUUAGCUUCGUGAACCGCUUCAGCCUGGAGAAGAGCGCCAACUGCACGAAGGAUUACGUGGAACUGUUCGAUCUGGUACGGGGCGAUUGGGUGAGUCUGGGGCGCGUCUGUGGUAAAGAAACGCCGGGACCGUUCAACGCAACCGGCACGUCGAUGAAGGUGGUCUUCCGGAGUGACAACGCCACCGAAUCGGACGGAUUCACCAUCCGAUGGGAGUCGAACUGUGGAGGCAUUUUCUACGCCGAAGCGCAACCGAACAUCAUCGUCAGUCCCAACUAUCCGGAGAAGUACAACAGUUUGCAGGUGUGCAACUAUACGUUCCUGGCGAACACCACCGAUGGCGGCAUCGAGUUCAACUUCCUGGACUUCGAACUGGAGGACACGCUGCUCACGUCGGUCUGUGCGUACGAUAAUGUGACGAUCUACCGCAAGAUGGAGUACGCCGAGCCGUUGACGUGGGAGAAGAUCGGGACCUACUGUCGCAAGAAUGCCCCGACCCGGUUCCGGGUGAAGGAUCGUGCCGUGAUCGUGCUGCGGACCGAUCGGUACUUACAAGCGCGAGGCUUUAAGCUCGAGUAUCGAUCAGACUCGUGCGGGGGCAACAUCUCUAGCACGCGCCUUAUCCAUAGCCCGGAAAGUAUGCCCAACGAUGGAACAUUCCGACCGGCACAGGUCUGCCGGUGGUACAUUACAAUCCCACCCGGUAUGAAGGUAACGGUGCGGUUCGAAGUCCUUGACAUCGAGCACACCGACGGCUGCUAUUUUAACACGAUCGAAGUGUUUAAGGGACUGGACGCGAAUCAGGACAACCGGUUGGCGUUGCUGUGUGGCAACCUGACCGGGCACGCACCGGUCGUGCCGAUCACCGGCAGCCACGGGUUGGUGGCGUACAAAACGGAAUCCUUCACGACGACGACUGCCAAAAUGUCCGCACUGAUCCUCUUUACGCCCGACUGUGACAAAAAGAUAACGCUUGACGAGCGGUCGCCCCGCUACAACAUGAACGUGUUGGGUAGUGGUAACGAUCACGUGCAGGACUGCCAUUACAUCUUCGAGGCACCAGCCGGAUACACGGUUCAGGUUACGUUUGCACAGUUCCACGUCGGAACGGGACGUAACGUGAGCGAGUGUUCGGAUGAUUUCGUCGAACUGCGCGACGGUGGCAGCGUGUUUUCGGAGCUGAUCGGCCGCUUCUGUGGGUCGCAGAUUCCGCUGGUGCAGAGUAGCUUCGGGACAACGUUAUAUCUGCGCUACACAACCGAUUCGGCCCUAAAAGGAACGCUCUUUGAGGCCAGCGUGGCAAUGGUACCGUCACUGUGCGGUCCGAUGGUGCGCAAUCUUACUGGAGGUGCUGAGUUGACGCUAAACACACCCAACUAUGGGCCGAAUAGCAACUAUCCACCGAACGUGAAGUGUAUGUGGGUGCUGGAGGUACCGGCCGGGAAGCAGAUCGAGCUGCAGUUUGUGCAACUGGAUCUGCAGAGCUACGAUGAAACGGACCGGGAGUGUAAGGACUACAUUGGCAUUCGGGAUUCAUCGCUCAAAUCGAUCAUCUACGAAGGUUUCGGCAACGCCCUGAUCUUUAAUGGAGGAAGUUCCCCGAAAGCCAGCUUCUAUCACGGAACCCGCUAUCCUACCGCCUAUCAUAUGUACUGUGGAACAAACUACCUGCCAAGUGCGUUCAUCUCCAUCACCAACCGUGUCUACGUGACGUUCGAAAGUGAUUCGUCGGUCGAACGCAAGGGCGUAUCGAUGCGUGUGCGUGAGACGAACACCUGCGGCAAGAACUACACCAGCUUGCAGGGCCGCAUUCUACAGAACGAGGUGUCGAAGACGGACCGUUGCACCAUCAUGAUUCAGGUGCCCCAGAACUACACGAUCGCGCUGUACUUUAACAACUUUUAUCUCUACAACGUCGAGUGUGAUAAGCACGCGUUAAAAGUGUACGACGGGGAACGGCUGAUCCGCGAGUACUGCAACUUUGUGACACCGAACCCGGUAUUUAGCACGGGCGACGCGAUUCGGAUCGUGAUGGAGGCGACGAACAAGGACUUUGUGUCGCUAAUGCUCGACGCAACGUAUGUCGCCACCGACCAGGGACAGGGUUGCGGUGGCGAACUGUUCAACUACGGCGGUAUCUUCACUAGUCCGCUGUACCCGUCGAACAAUAGAACACGCAUGGAGUGUCUGUGGACAAUCAGCGUGCCCAACAAUCUGGUGGUGGCACUGCGCUUCGAAGUGUUCGAUCUCGGCAGCAAAUCAUCGUGCGCCACAGACUACUUGCAGAUUCUGGACCGCGAGGGACCGAAUGAGUCUUCGGCCGACGGUAGCGCUGGGGAUGCUGCUGGAGAAGCAAAGGUCAUACGCCAGCACUGUGGAGGUGACAAGCCGGCCAACUACAUUAGUGCAAAUAGCGUGCUUCAGGUGCGCUACAAGAAAACGCUAAACUUUGCCGGCGUUGGCUGGAUGAUUAAGUUUAUGGGCGUCGAGCGGGGCGUAGCACUGAAUGAUUACUGAACGA
Molecule: messenger RNA, 11239 nt
Organism: Anopheles bellator
Lineage: Eukaryota; Metazoa; Arthropoda; Insecta; Diptera; Culicidae
Product: cubilin homolog
Exons: 15
Coding region: 1-11235 (3744 amino acids)
Molecular function (GO): calcium ion binding
Source: RefSeq, a predicted model, not a curated record